CCCGCUUGUGGGCAGAGACCGAAGCUCCCAGUGUCCCAGACCUUUCCCUGCUCACCCUGGCUGGAAGGAUGGAAACAUCUUCCAAGGUGCUGAGAGGGUCAAGUUCCUCAGCCCUGGCCUGUGUCACGCCGUUUCCACAAGUGGUGCUGCAGGCACCCCAGCUGGUGCCUGCUAACUCGGGAUCCUUUUGGCUCCCCCCGUUCUGCUCCUCUGACAGAGCCAGCAGUUUUUAUGGACAGGAAGGGGAGCAGAGUGUGGUUGCUGAGAAAUGGCCAAUGAGAAUCACAGAAGCCCUGCGGAGGAAGCGUCUCUCAUGAGUCACUCACCUGGCACUUCCAACCAGAACCAGCCCAGCUCCCCCAAACCUCUGCGACUGGUGCAGGACCUGCCAGAUGAGCUGGUGCAGGCUGGCUGGGAGAAGUGCUGGAGCAAGCGGGAGAAUCGCCCUUACUACUUCAAUCGCUUCACUAACCAGUCUCUGUGGGAAAUGCCUGUCCUGGGGCAGCACGAUGUCAUUUCAGACCCUCUGGGAUUGAACGCGGCUCCGAUGCCACUGGAAGGUGGGAUGAUAGAUACCUCUGUGGAGAGCAAGCAGAGGAAGAGGAGAUUCUCUGAGGAGGUUCCACCGAGUGGCAACAGUAUGAAAAAGCCCAAGGCUGACGUCCCAGGGAACCCGGCUGCUCAGCCGGUCCCCAGCUCUCCCAGUAUUCCAGGAACCUCUGUUCUGAAGGCGUGGUGUGUCUCACCUGAAGAUAAACAGCAGGCAGCUCUCUUACGACCAACUGAAGUAUAUUGGGACCUGGAUAUUCAGACAAACGCAGUGAUUAAGCAGAGAGCACCAUCUGAAGUGCUUUCUCCACACCCUGAGGUGGAGCUGCUUCGAUCCCAGCUCAUUCUCAAGCUGCGGCAGCAUUACCGCGAGCUCUGCCAGCAGCGAGAAGGGAUUGACCCCCCAAGGGAGUCCUUUAAUCGCUGGAUGUUGGAGAGGAAGGUGGUUGACAAAGGGACAGAUCCUCUUUUACCCAGUGACUGCGAGCCAGUAGUGUCUCCUUCCAUGUUCAGAGAGAUCAUGAAUGACAUUCCCAUCAGGUUGUCCAGAAUCAAGUUCCGGGAGGAGGCCAAGAGACUGCUCUUCAAGUACGCCGAGGCUGCGAAGCGGCUGAUCGAGUCCAGGAGUGCUUCACCAGACAGCAGGAAGGUGGUGAAGUGGAACGUGGAAGACACCUUCAGCUGGCUGCGACGGGACCAUUCUGCCUCUAAGGAGGACUACAUGGACCGCCUGGAGCACUUACGCAAACAGUGUGGGCCCCACGUGUCUGCUGCAGCAAAGGACUCUGUUGAAGGCAUCUGCAGUAAGAUUUACUACAUAUCCCUUGAGUACGUCAAGCGGAUCCGGGAGAAGCAUCUUGCCAUACUCAAAGAGAACAAUAUAUCUGCUGAGGUGGAAGCUCCCGAGGUCCAGGACAGGCUGGUGUACUGCUACCCCGUGAGACUGGCCAUCCCCUCCCCGCCGCUCCCCAGCGUGGAGAUGCACAUGGAGAACAACGUGGCGUGUGUGCGGUACAAGGGGGAGAUGGUCAAAGUGAGCCGCAACUACUUCAGCAAACUGUGGCUUCUCUACCGGUACAGUUGCAUUGACGACUCUAGCUUUGAAAAGUUCCUGCCCAGGGUUUGGUGCCUUCUCCGUCGAUACCAGAUGAUGUUUGGUGUAAAUCUGUACGAAGGAACUGGUCUGCAGGGGUCGCUUCCCGUGCACGUCUUCGAAGCCCUCCACAAGCUCUUUGGAGUGAGUUUCGAAUGCUUUGCCUCGCCCCUGAAUUGCUAUUUUAAACAAUACUGUUCGGCCUUCUUGGAUACAGACGGGUAUUUUGGAUCCAGGGGCCCGUGCCUGGAUUUCUUCCCUAUAAGUGGCUCUUUUGAGGUAAAUCCUCCGUUCUGUGAGGAGCUGAUGAAUGCCAUGGUCUCUCACUUUGAGAAACUGCUGGAGAGCUCCAGUGAGCCUCUGUCCUUCAUCGUCUUCAUCCCUGAGUGGCGGGACCCUCCUACCACAGCCCUGAUCCGCAUGGAGCAGAGCAAGUUCAAGCGGCACCAGCUCAGCCUGCCAGCCUUCGACCACGAAUACCGCAGCGGGUCCCAGCACGUCUGCAAAAAAGAGGAGAUGUACUACAAGUCUGUACACAACACGGCCAUCCUCUUCCUGCAGAACAGCGCGGGCUUUGCCAAGUGGGAGCCCACGCCGGAGCGGCUGCAGGAGCUUGUUGCAGCCUACAAGCAUUCAGGCCGGACCCUCAGCUCCUCGUCCUCUUCCUCCUCAUCUUCCUCCUCCUCCUCCACAGUGGACAAAGAGCGGGAGCUGGGCCGAGAGCAAAGCAGCAGCCGGGAGACUAAUCCCAACUAAGGCGCAAGGUGCGAGGCAGCGGGGAGGUGCGUUGGCCCCGGCGGCAGGGGGGCAGUGACAGACUCUGCCUGCGCAGCACCGGCCGCAGGGGACUCCUGCGCAGCAGCCCCGCGGCACCCGCUUCCCCCUGCGAACUGCACAGUGCCCGCGCGCCGCGGGAGGGCGGGCGCCGGGAGCCCCGGGCACAGGAGCCAGCGCGGCACGGCAGGAGGAGCCGCGGCGCCGAGGGAAGGGGCAGGGGCAGCCGCAGGUGCGGGCGGAAGGACGGCGGGACGGACGGACGGACGGGCGGGCGGGAAGCGCAAGUGCUCAGCACCGGCACUGCGGCUGGAGGGGCCCCGGCAGUGCCCGCAGCCCGGCGCCGGCGGGAUAGGGGCGGGCAGAGCCCGGGGGCUCCUGCGGCCGGGGCGGCACCAGCGCAGCUCCGUGUCCAUAGUGUAAAUAGUUGUGUCCGUGGCGCCGCAGCUCGAGGGGCUGCUCCCAUCGCAUCCGUGUUUCUUUCCCUUGUGUGAGUCCCGUGUUCGCCGACGCUGUGUACCGUAUAGGGGAGGAGCGGAGCAGAGGAGUUCCUUUGGUGUGUAAAGUCUUUGCAGCUGUUUUGUAGUUGUUGUGGUUUUUAUGCGGAGCCUCCGGGCUUUAUUUAACCUCCUUGGGUUUUGUUUUGUAAGGAUUAAUUUAACACCGCUAACCAUUUUAUUACUUUUAUCAAGAAGAGCAAAAUCUAUUUUUGAUUUCUGUUUCCUAGUUCUUAGGAACAUUAAAAACCAGCAUUACA
This is a messenger RNA of Strigops habroptila (Kakapo), 3173 nucleotides long. RefSeq names its product PDX1 C-terminal inhibiting factor 1 (gene PCIF1). Gene Ontology annotation, molecular function: RNA polymerase II C-terminal domain binding; mRNA (2'-O-methyladenosine-N6-)-methyltransferase activity. The transcript is spliced from 16 exons. The record is from RefSeq and is a predicted model, not a curated record. The coding region runs from base 269 to 2398 and encodes 709 amino acids. Gene Ontology annotation, cellular component: nucleus. Lineage: Eukaryota; Metazoa; Chordata; Aves; Psittaciformes; Psittacidae.